Molecule: messenger RNA, 357 nt
Organism: Microthlaspi erraticum
Lineage: Eukaryota; Viridiplantae; Streptophyta; Magnoliopsida; Brassicales; Brassicaceae
Source: the annotation of a GenBank genome assembly
AUGAAAGUUGGAGAAGAUACAAUAGGAAGCCGCUCAGGAAUCACAGAGUUCGCGAGCAAAGUUGCUGAAAAAUGUCACGGUCUACCAUUGGCGCUGAAUGUUCUUGGUGAAGAAGGUGUUUUGAUUUUGCCUACUCCGCCCAUACCAUACAUACGCUUAGUCCUGAAUCCAUCUCUUAUGGGUAAGCUACUGGAUUCCAAAGCUGGCAAAGACUCUACUCUGCACUUCGUUUGUUACUUACCUUCAUUCAGUUUCAGGAGGUAUUUAUUAGAGAGCUUCAAGAAGAAUCAUACUUUGCAAAGUAUGGUUGUUCAAUGUUUCGUCGAUCUAUUGAGUUGUGGUCCUUGUGGAAUGUGA